UCUACAUACGAACCCAAUAUACGUGCAGAAUAUUGCAAUCAAUUAUAAUUUUACAGGAAUUGGCACUUCAGUUAUAUAUCGGAGCAAGAUAGUUGGAUAUCAAGGACAAUUAUUUUAUGAUAUCCUAUUAAACCAGAUAUUACAAACAAAUUUUCGUGUUAUACAACAACUUUAUCUCUUAGUACAUUAAAACGGUCAAUGUAGCUACUUAUCUUUACGCGAUGGAUAGGCAUAAACUUAACUUUAGCUACUAAAAGAAAACAAGUUUACAAGCGGUAAAACAAGUUGAUUGUCUCAAAGAAAACACAAAGAGAAACUAUAUUGCAUGUCGUACACCAUCAAACAUUUUGAAUUAAAGUUAUAUUGAUCCAACAGAAUUCCAACGGUCAACGAAUAUGUAAUUACAGUUAGCCUUACACAAUGUUAUACCCGGUGACCUACAAAGUUUGCAAAAUUGCUUGUCAUAUAAUUAAUUAGGCAAACUACAAGUACAGCCUUUGGGGCAAAUAUACUGGAGAUAAAGGAUGUUUUGUACUCAACGACCUUUGCAGAACGAAAAGGAAAUUACGACAUGGCAACGAUUACGUUAAUUUAUUCCAAUGUUAUCAUAUUUAAGGCGUCGACCAGGAAGAAGUUGAAUCAUAACUGAGUAAGUGGGCAACGUGUUUACGAUUCAAGUUGCUUUGUUUAAGAUUCAAAGAUACAAUAACAGGAAAGAGAAUUGAAGAAGUAAUUUGUAUUACAACAUGAAGAGAGAUGAAAGUGGCAGUAUCUCAAAACAGAAUCACUCCAUCGAAGCCAUUCUAGGGAUGAUUCCAACAAAAAAAUCACCGACAAAAAUGAGAAAGUCUUUUAUUUCAUAUCGGGAAAGGAAUGCUGGUAUGAAUGCGGUAAAAGGCAGACGAAGUAGACGAAGUAGAACCGCGUUUACAGCAACACAACUACAAGAACUCGAACAGGCUUUUGAAUCGUGUCACUAUCCUGGGAUUGAGAUGAGAGAGGAGCUGGCUGAGAAGAUAAAUCUACCAGAAGCCAGAGUUCAGGUUUGGUUUCAAAAUCGUCGGGCGAAACUGAAACGUAUUGGGCAAGUGCAGACGACAUUGACAGACGAUAGUCAUAACAUGUCUGACAACGACACAGUCAUCACUCAUUGUGGCGGUUAUGAAGAAGGCUUUGAAGAACAUAAAAUUGAUCGAGCUCAUUCUUCAUUUACAAGAUACAUAGCAUUAGGUAACGACAGUAGAGAUUCAGUAUCCCAUCCAUACGCCUGUGUACCUGUUUUAGUAUACAGUCCGAAAAUACGCCACGAUCCUUACGUUUAAAGAUGGUAUAGAGAGUAAAAUAUUCAUCCUAUCUCUAUUUUAACAACAACAUUCAAACAAGAAGUAGCUAUGGCUAAUAGCAAUGAAACAUUCUAUCAGUUUAUGUAAUACUGAGUUUUAUCGCAGUAAACUCCUGUGCUCUAUUGAUAAAAGCAUAUUAUAUUUCUACGUGGAACCUGCUCGCAAUUUUAAAAGCUGGUUUACAUGGAUGUAAAAAUACGUGAACACUAUUUAAACUGCCUUCAGGACGAUAGAAGUUAAAACAUUGAACGCAUGUAAGUAUAUUGUAAAUAUAUUGUAAAUAGCAUCUUUCAAAGAUUGUAAAUUGUAUAUAUUUUAGAAGUACUAGCGUUUGUCUACGGUAUUUUGUAUCAU
Molecule: messenger RNA, 1697 nt
Organism: Dendronephthya gigantea
Lineage: Eukaryota; Metazoa; Cnidaria; Anthozoa; Malacalcyonacea; Nephtheidae
Product: paired mesoderm homeobox protein 1-like
Exons: 3
Coding region: 747-1322 (191 amino acids)
Biological process (GO): regulation of transcription by RNA polymerase II
Molecular function (GO): DNA-binding transcription factor activity, RNA polymerase II-specific; RNA polymerase II transcription regulatory region sequence-specific DNA binding
Source: RefSeq, a predicted model, not a curated record